AUGGAGCCGUUUAGGGUUCACCUCGAGCGCGUUACCCGUGUCACAUAUCCUGGUAACCAGGACGGGUUUGGCCGCGGAAUUGAAAUGGCAUUAGUGAAGCGGGAGAGGAAAAGGCAUAUUAUCGAUCAGGUGGACCGACUUCGCGAACUUCAGGAAAUCGAUGGGGAGUAUGGGGAUGAGGAGGCAAAAGCGGAUUGUACAGCAGUCUGGGAUGAGAUGAGCCGGCUUACGACCGAAGCAUUCGCCUUGGAACAUGAGGCGGAUGACGCCGCCAACGAGAACAGCGCAAAUGCGAAGCGACUCGGGGUCUCUGUCGAGAUCCUAAAGGAGGCGCAGCAGAAAACGAAUCGGGAACUUCUCGAGGCGCGAGUCGAUUCACGAGUGGCCAAAUCGGAUUCAGAGUGGGCAAAGGCGAAGCUUGAUGCGGCUGAGGGGGUGAUAAAGCAGUUGCGGGAUGAGAGGGGGAAAGAGAAGGCGGAGAUGGAUGCGACGAGGAAGGAGAAGGAAAGGCUUCAAAUUGAGCUGGAUGCGAUGAGGAAAGAGAGGGAGAAGGGGGAGGCGGAUCUUGAUGCAAUGAGGAAGGAGAGGGACAAGGAGAAGGCUGAGAUGGAUGCGCUACGGGAUGAGAGGGAGAGUCUUAAUGCGAUGAGGAAGGAGAAGGAGAGGCUUGAAGCCGAUCUCGAUGCGAUGAGGAAGGAGUUUCAGGACGAGAAAAAUAAAUAUACUGUGGACCUGGAUGCAUUGAAGCAGUCGGAUGCCGCUGCCCUCAAUGCCGCACGAGAUGCUACAUCUCGAGAUGCUGCGACCAUCAGCACUCUCCGGAAAAAGAUAGCGGAGGACGGGCUAAGGAUGGCGACGGAGCGCCUCCAGGCGCAUACGUCAGCGCAAGACUCGGCGACAAGGAUCGCAGUGGUUGAGGCAGAGGCUAAAACGGCAGUAGACGGACUGCGCACUGCCAACGCCGGUUUGGUAGGGGAAAACCGAAGGCUGCUUCUUCAGGUUGGCCGCUUUAUGCAAGAGAAGACGGCAUCGGGGCUGCGCGUCACCGAUCUUGCGGACCAGGUUGCUACCCUCAACCAGGAGAAGGUUGUCAUAAUGGCCGCGCAAGAGAACCUCGUUCGCGACAACACCCGGAAGGGCGCGUUAGUUGAGCACCUCCAGGGUGACAUCCUAUCAGGCUAUAAUGCCAUUAAGGAGAAGACUCUAGCCAUCGCAAAGCUUGAGGCAGAUGUCUCGAAUGCGGCGAAGACGCAGGACGUACUUGCCAAGAUAACGACUGCUAUCGAGGCGGCUAAUUCGGGGUAUAUUGUACGGCUUGAGCACGAGAAUACCGCCCUCCGCCAGAAUUCCGUUGUCGCAGGAAAGGUAGAGGAGGCAAACCAAUCCCUUCGGGGCCAGAUCACGCAGAUGACCGUUCGUGCAGAGAAAGCAGAAGCGCUAUACGACGCGCAGAAGAACGAGCAUUCCGUAAAGAUUGCCUCUCUCGAGAAGUCCCACGCUAUCGCCGAGUCGCUUGGGAAGCUUAACUCGAUAGCAAACACGAGCACGUCGAGGUUGUCGACGAUUGAGAACGCCGUAACGAUGCAGUCCGAGCAGAUCAAGAGGGGCAUGGCAGAUACCCAACGGCGGCUCAGCAAGAUCGGCAUCGCUGCAGAUCUCAACGGCAACAGAAUCGGAGAUACCGUCUUCGAGCUCGACCUGCUCAGCAAGUCUGUUGCCGAGAUGGCGGGAGUGGCGAUGAAAUCGGACGGAUUCUCCGCCAUCCUAAGCGCAUUUGGUGAUCGAGUAGACCUCACAAAGGAUAUGCUUGAGACAACCAUCGAGAAAGCUCAACGUGCAAUCAUCGAGGAGGCCAGUACAGCACGGCUAGAGGCACACUCUAACCGGGCGAGGAUUAUCAGCGAAAUCGACUCAUCAAUGCGGGCCGUUCAGUCUAAGGUCGAUGACACGGUGACCAACUCGCGGAACGGCAUCCGGGAACUUCUCUGGGACCUGCGACGAGACAGUGUCAUGUCUUCUAUCUUCGAGAUGUCGAUCAAGAGGAUAUCCGAUUGUCUGGCCCAAAUGGACGAGAAGGUCCAGCGCCUGCAGAAAUCGGUCGAUGGGUCAGAGGACAGCAGGAUGGAAACGAUCCUGACUGUGAUUGGGGAUUCCGCGACGAAGGGGGAGGUGACCAAAGCAGUCGCCAACGAAUUCAAGCGCGCUGCUGCAGACGAGAGAGAGCGCGUCCGGAAAGCGCAGCAGGAGGAAGAGGAGGAGGCAGAGAGACGCCGAAAGGCGCGCGUGUCUGCCAUUUUCUCGUUCCUCGUCCAUUUCAUCGUCGUCAUUCACGAGCAUGAGCCCUCCUCCGCGCCCGGGAUCAUCUAUGACGACGAGUCCGCCGCGCGAUGGGCCAUCUCCCUUCUCGCCGACUGCGAGCUCCCCCUCGCAGCGCACCGACGAGUCUCCAUCACGGAGCGCAACCGAUCAGUGGUCGAUAUGCCGCCGGCGGUGAGCUUCGUGAUACCCGCAAUGAGUUUUGGUGAUACGCCCAUGGCCACGAGCAGCGCCGAGAUUUCUGAUACCACCGGGACAGGCGGGCCUAUCAAUAGCCGUCAUGCCGCCGGUAGUAAGCAUCGUGAGUUGGAUGCUGAUAUUCCCAUGACCAAAGCCAGAUUGCCUACCCCCGUGCAUACUUCUGUGAUUGAACCAAACGCGACCGAGGCUUCUGCGACCGAAACUUCUCCUGUGGUCCCAUCCGUGUCCGGAAACUCCCCUCUGUAUAUCGCAACCAACGUGUCCGGACAUAGCCCUGUUAUGCCCCCUGCAAACCCGGUUGGUCCUAUCGCGUCAACUUCUGCGACCCCGGCUGGGCCCGUCCCUGUCGCAACCUCUGCAGGUCCCUCUGCUGUGCCCGUGCCUUCGCGCAUCGAGGCCCCGCCUGGUGUUGCCGUCGGGAGCCUCGAUUUUCGGUUCUUGGUCUCUAGCACUUUGGGAAAUGGCGUGUUCACGUCCCAUGUUCAUGAGGAGACUCUCGGCACCAUCACGGCUGCCAUCAUCCCGCUAAGAGACAGAAAGAAGUGGUGGCGCCCAAAUCCUCUAGCCGUGCGAUGCGUUUUCCACCGUGUGAACAGACGGCGGAAUAGGCCGGAUAAUGCCCACGAAGCAGGAAAUUGGUGCUGUGGUGGCUGCAUAGAGGAAGGAACGCCGUGCAUCAUGUACGGCGCUGACGGGAUCCCUACCAUCCUCCCACUAGCCCCGCGUCUCCGCUCCGUCAAUGCUUUACCAGCUACGGCUGGAUUCUUUUUACUGGAACCUAUCGUGAUCGGGUAGACUGUGGCUCCAUUUGCUUCGCGUUGUCGCUAGAGUAGAGUUAGAAAUGAAAC
Molecule: messenger RNA, 3365 nt
Organism: Pseudogymnoascus verrucosus
Lineage: Eukaryota; Fungi; Ascomycota; Leotiomycetes; Thelebolales; Thelebolaceae
Exons: 4
Coding region: 1-3312 (1103 amino acids)
Source: RefSeq, a predicted model, not a curated record